This is a messenger RNA of Colossoma macropomum (tambaqui), 2156 nucleotides long. RefSeq lists its product as uncharacterized. NCBI's taxonomy places the organism in Eukaryota, Metazoa, Chordata, Actinopteri, Characiformes, Serrasalmidae. The record is from RefSeq and is a predicted model, not a curated record. The coding region runs from base 190 to 1248 and encodes 352 amino acids. The transcript has 3 exons.
AGGGAUUUUUCUGCAGCGUGUCGGCAGAGAGCAGCGAAGGUCGACCCUUCAGACAUUGAUGUGGGGGGAACUGUUGAUGAGGUCCUUCAGGCAAUUACAGACCAACUUGCCUUAUCAAGAGGUCAUCAAAGUUCAGAGGAACCACAGCUGACAUGUGACCUAAUUAGGUCCACGUUGGGCAAUAAAGUCAUGGACAAACAUCCUUUACGUCCAGACAGAUCUUGUCCCGUCAUGUCACCUGAACACACUGUCUCACUUCCUGGGACCCCGACUCCUUCUGAGUCAUCUAAGGGUGAAGGUAAGGAAUCACACCUUCAAGGACCAUCUGUAAGGAUUACAGAUGAACAAGAGCGACCAAAGAGCAGAGAGAGGGUUUCCAUGGCCACUUUAGUGGACAUCAUGAUGACCUCCUUGGGUUUACAGGGCUCAGGUCAUUAUAUGUCUCUUGCUGAGUUAUCUGCAGCGGCCAAAAGAGUGGAUGACCUGAUUUUGACCAGAGCCGUUCAGGAGUUCGCAGACAAGUUGCAGAUCAUACUAAAGGACAGACUGAUCUCCCUGAAUGUCUCAGACUCUGUUGUUGGUGUGAGAAAACUGCAGAACCACACUGACCCUCAGCGCCACUUUACUUCUGAAUUUCUUGGAGAAUUUGCAGACGAGUCAGUAAAACGUGUGCUCAUGUCCUGCAUUGCCCCUCGACCAGCUUCUGCCUCAGCUGAAGAUAUUCCAAGCCUGGUGAUGCCCUUCAGAGUCACUCCUAAAAGUUUUGAGGUCUCAAGACCCCCAUCUGACGUGUUUGCUGACACGAUAGAUCUGUUCUCCAGAGAGAUUGUGAACACUGUAAUGGACAAUGUGUUAGCUGAUGUGUGGGAUGCUGCCUCAAAUGCUGAAGAAACACCAGAAAUGAACUCAGGCAGCUCUGAAAAACUCAGUAAAUCUCACAAGGCCUUGAUUCCUGAUUUACGGAAGCUUCUAGAUGCAGGAGCUUCAUCUGCAGUGCCUGAAACAGAGGGGAAGAAGAACCUAAGCUUGAAGAAGCUCAAGAGCAUAUUCUUCAAAUUCAAGAUGCCAAAAAUGAACAUCUUCAAAAAGAAAUCCAAAAAAGGCAAUAACGCUGGAUCUUCAGAUCAGGACCGUCUGCAGAGUCGUCGCACUGCUGAUAUGAGUGGAGCCGACAGUGCGACUUCCAAAAAGGAGAAGCCUUGGAGAACUUCCAUCUUCACCAGGAUGUUCUCCUACUUUAGGAAAUAAGCCGCCUCAUCCCUCUAAGUUUCUUUAUCUACCCCGUCAUCUUUAUCUUCGCGUCUCUAGGUGCUCCCUUUAGGCUGAAUCCUGCCAGAAAACAAAAUCACCUAUCACAGUUAUCCUGACGACACCCAGGUUCACUUCACUCUCUCACCAAAUGACUGUGGUCCCAUAGACACUGUGUGUCGGUGCUCAGAGCAAAUCCGGAGUCGACCAGAGGAGGAUGGGUUCCCCUUUUGAGUCUUGGUUCCUCUCAAGGUUUCUUCCUCUUGCUCUUAGGGAGUUUUUCCUUGCCACUGUCGUCCUCGGCUUGCUCAUUUGGGGCUCGGACCCGGAUUUGCUCUGAAGCUGCUUUGUGACGCUCGUAAAAAGUGCUCUAAUGGAUCCGUGAACAUUUCCUCCUAAACAAAGACAGAAGUGAUGUAAUUCGGCAGUGAGGAGGAAAGACUGAAGGUCAGUGAGCACUUCAGAGCUCCAAAGACUACAGACCACGUAAGAAUCCUGGGUGAACUAACGGAUCCAAAUUAAACCUGAAAUCCAGCCUGAAAUUUUGGCCCGAAUCCGAAUUUAGGCUAAAAACCUUCCAACGACCGGUUAGAUUACAGUGUAACAGCAAUAAUAUCUGCUGUUCAGAAGUGAUGAUGAUAAAAAAUGAUCUGAUGAAAAUAUCAGCCGUCCAUAAUUCAGUUUAAAUUCUGUGGUAACACAUUGACUCACAGUGCAGUGCAGGAUGUUAACCUUCACCUGUUUAACUCUAAAACUGUAUUUCUGUAAAUAGACUGUGUUCAACAUACAGCAGGAACAGGUUUGGCCAAAGAAGUGAAACGUAAACGUCCGUCUGGCUGCACUAAACCAGCUCGCCUGCUGCUCGAAGCUGGAAUCAGCUGCCAGAAGGUCUCAGAUCUGCCCCUAAU